AUGGAAGUGAAUCAGAAAUACGUUAUGCCUCUCCUCUUUCUCUUUCUCUAUCUCCCAUUUUUCAUUUCUAUUCCUGCUGCUCAAGCAGCUCCAACAAAGCAAACUGAUUCCAAAAACACUACUUUUACAGCUUUCUAUGUAUUCGGGGACUCAACAGUAGAUCCUGGAAAUAAUGACUACAUAGAUACAGCUUUUCGAAGCAAUUUUCCACCUUAUGGAAAAGACUUCUACAACCACAUGCCAACAGGAAGGUUCUCUAAAGGGCGCCUUACCACUGAUUUUGCAGCUUCAUACGUGGGUAUCAAAGAAUCUGUGCCUCCUUAUUUGGACCCAACUCUUUCCAUGGAGGAGCUCAUUACAGGAGUCAGUUUCGCUUCUGCCGCCUCUGGAUUAGAUCCACUUACUGCAAGAAUAAAUAGUGUGAUUGACAUGGCAAAGCAACUAGAGUAUUUUAAGGAGUACAAAAGGAGAGUGCAGACAACAAUUGGAAAGCAAAGAAUGGAAAACCAUAUAAAGAAAGCCGGAUUUCUUAUUAGCAGUGGUACAAAUGACUUCAUGGUCAAUUAUUUUUCUCUACCAUUUCGAAGGCAGACUUUUACUGUCUCGGCUUACCAACAGUUUAUGUUACGGACAGCUACGCAGUUCAUACAGAGUUUAUGGAAAGAAGAGGCGAGAAUUAUAGCAGUCUCAGGACUACCUCCAAUGGGUUGUUUGCCUGCUGUUAUCACACUUUUUUCUGACAACGCCAAUAUUCUCGAACGUGGUUGCAUCGAAAAGUUCAACACCGUUGCACGAGACUUCAAUCGAAUGCUCCAAAAUGAAGUGAAUGAACUUAAUAUCACUAACACUCUUGGUGCAAGACUCUAUUAUGUAGACAUCUAUGCACCACUGAUCGACAUGAUACAGGGCCGUAGCAAAGUUGAGUUUGAUGACGUGAGUAAUGGGUGCUGCGGGACUGGAUAUUUGGAAGCAGCAUUCUUAUGUAACCCAAAGUCAUAUGUGUGUGCUGAUGCAUCUAAAUAUGUGUUCUGGGAUUCGAUACACCCAACUGAAGAGACAUACGGUAAAAUCUUCAACGAAUUUCGUUUUGUCCUUGAUAAUUAUAUUAAGAUGUAA
Messenger RNA from Pistacia vera, 1116 nucleotides. Its product is annotated as GDSL esterase/lipase At5g45960. The transcript is spliced from 5 exons. NCBI's taxonomy places the organism in Eukaryota, Viridiplantae, Streptophyta, Magnoliopsida, Sapindales, Anacardiaceae. Bases 1 to 1116 code for a protein of 371 amino acids. The record is from RefSeq and is a predicted model, not a curated record. Gene Ontology annotation, molecular function: hydrolase activity, acting on ester bonds.